AUGCCUCUUAAGCGGAAUAAGCUAUUCUCAUGGAGGGAACUUUUAAUGAACCUCCCGCUCCUCUCCCCAUUUCGCCCUCUCCCCCAGCAGGCGGCGCAGCAGCGGCUGGAGGGGGGGUUGAGCCGCGAGCAGGCGGAGUUUGAGGCGAGCGUACGGGGGAAGAAGGCGGAAGGCGGACAGGCGGAAGGGGGAGGGGCGGAGGACCAGCGCCUGGCGCAGCUGGAGCAGGCGCACAUGCGCGCAAGGGGGAUAGUGGAGGCGGAGGGGGAAGAUGAGGGGGAAGGAGAGGCGGAAAAGGAGGGGGAAGGAAAGGCGGAGGCGGAUGGGGAAGGCGAAGCCGCGGAGAUCGCCAAAGCCGCGGAGAUCGCCAAAGCCGCGGGGAAAAGGAUUGCGCAGAGCUCAGGGGAGAAAGCUGGCGGAAAGGGUUUAACCGGGGUUGAGGGUUUAGCGGGGGCUAGCGGAGGGGUUGGUCUGGGGGGAGGGCGCAAAGGGGGAGAAAGAGGGGAAAUGGGAGAUGCUGACGUGGCGAGUGAGGCGGGAGAGAGUGUGGAGGGAGAGAAUGAGGCAAUGAGUGUGGAGUGGAGUGAGGGAGAGAGUGAGGGAGCGAGUGAGGGAGAAAGUGAGGGAGAGAGUGAGGAGCCGCCAGAGAGUCCUAAGGACAUCGGUACACGUGGCUUUAAUCUCCUUAAUGCUGCUCUUAGGAAGACUUAUGAUAAGGCAGGAACACCAGGAGGGAAGGGAGAAGGUAAGGGAAAUGGAAAGGGGGAUAACGCAGUGGAAGCCGGGAAAUCGGCAGGGAAAGGUGAACGGACAGGCGCAGGGGCAGGAGCAGGAGGAGGAGGAAGCGGAGGAGUUAAAGCUUCAGCCCCUGCUUUAAGUGCUGGUGGCGCGAGUUUGAGCACUGCCGGUCCUGCUAUGAGCACUGAGAGCCAGGGGAGUAAGCAGAGAGGGGGCAGAGGAGGGGGAGAGGGAGGGAGCAGAGAGGCAGGGAGCGGUAGGAAAGCAGUGAGUUCGCAAAAUAGAGGAGAUAUGGGGGGGCUAGCAGCAGGUUCAAAGCUUGGGGGAGUGGAAGAGGAGGAAGGGGGGGAAGGGGGAGAGGAGGGGGCGAACAGGGUGGCUGGAAGGGGGAGGGUGAGUGAGGGAGGGAGAGGGUCGGAACGAGAGAGGCAAUCAGAGGGGCUAAGUAAAGGUGGCGACACCAGCAGAGAUCUUUUGAGGGACAGGAUAAAGCGGGUGGGCACUAAAGGGAAGAAGAAGGCCGGAGCAAGAGGUUCGGGUGUGGCAGAUAUCUUCCCAGACGAAGCAGGUCCGGGGGAGGGAGGUUCGGCCCGGGCCGCGCCUCGGGAGGUCCGGUUUGCGGAUUUCGGGGGGAUCGACGGGGUGGUGGAGCAGGUUCGGGAGCUGAUCCUGUACCCGCUGGCGCAUCCGGAGCUGUACGCUUGGCUCGGCGUCGAGCCUCCAAGAGGGGUGUUACUCCACGGGCCUCCUGGGUGUGGCAAGACGAUGCUGGCUCAUGCCAUUGCACGGGAAGCGGGAGUGCCGUUUUUCAAGAUCGCUGCUCCUGAGAUUGUCUCGGGCAUGUCAGGCGCCUCAAAAGAUGGAGUGCCGUUCUUCAAGAUCUCUGCUCCUGAGAUUACUUUUGAGGCGCCUCAAAAGCCGUUCUUCAAGAUCUCUGCUCCUGAGAUUACUUUUGAGGCGCCUCAAAAGCCGUUCUUCAAGAUCUCUGCUCCUGAGAUUACUUUUGAGGCGCCUCAAAAGCCGUUCUUCAAGAUCUCUGCUCCUGAGAUUGUCUCCGGCAUCAUAGGAGUGUUGCUGCACGGGCCUCCAGCAGGGUGUGGCAAGACAAUGCUCACCCAGGCCAUUGCACGGGAGGCAGGAGUGCCGUUCUUCAAGAUCGCUGCUCCUGAGAUAGUCUCCGGCAUGUCAGGGGCGGGGUUGGUGGCUUCCAUUGCUGCAGCAGCAGCAGCAGCAGCAGCAGCAGCAGCAGCAGCAGCAGCAGCAGCAGCAGCAGCAGCAGAGGGAUUUUUCUCCACGGACGGACCUCCUGGGUGUGGCAAGACGAUGCUGGCCCAUGCCAUUUCCAGAGAGGCACGAGUGCCGUUCUUCAAGAUCGCUGCCCCAGAUAUCGUCUCGGGCAUGUCAGGUGAGUCUGAGGCGAAGCUACGGUCGCUCUUCUCCUCGGCUGAAAGGGCUGCUCCAGCCAUUCUGUUCAUCGACGAGAUUGAUGCCAUCACACCCAAGAGGGAGACGGCUCAGCGGGAGAUGGAGAGGAGGAUUGUUGCGCAGCUGCUGACGUGUCUUGAUGACCUCCAGUCAUCUCCUGACACGUCAGGGGAGAAGGCGGGGGAUGGAAGAGAGGAGAAGGAGAAGGAGCAGGGGAAAGGGAUGGAGGAAACGGAGAAGGAGCAGGAAGAGAGGGAGAGAGAAAGGGAGAGGGAGAAGAGGAGGAAGUUGAUAGGGCAUGUGGUUGUGAUAGGAGCAACAAACCGUCCAGAUUCAUUGGAUCCUGCGCUGAGACGGGCGGGCAGAUUUGAUCGCGAGAUCUCCCUGGGGAUCCCCGAUGAAUCAGCGCGGGCCCGGAUCCUGGAGGUACUUUCCAGGAAGCUGCGGCUGGAGGGGUCGUUUGAUUUCGGGGUUAUUGCGCGGCGUACCCCGGGGUUUGUCGGGGCGGAUCUGGCCGCUCUUGCGAAAGAAGCGGCGGCUAUUGCGGUGAAGAGGAUUUUUACGAGUAAGGAAGCGGUGCUGGUGGGUGGUGGGAGAUUGGAGGGAGCAGCAGGAACAGGAGUGGCGGCAAUGGCUGGAGUAGGGGAAGGAGGAGCAAUGGAAGUGACUGGAGUAGGGGAAAGGGGAGCAGGUGUUUUAGUAGCAGCAGCAGGAGAAGCAGCAGCAGCAGCAACAGCAGGAGCAGGAGAAGAAGGUGGUGACUGUAUGCUGAGUAGUGAGAGGCAUGGAGGUAUGCUCGCAGGCAUGUGCCUUGUGCAUACCAUCUGCAUCGAGGAAGAGGAGUUGCAGGCGCUGAGCAUCACAAUGGGGGACUUUGAGAGUAGUGAGAGGCAUGGAGGUAUGCUCGCAGGCAUGUGCCUUGUGCAUACCAUCUGCAUCGAGGAAGAGGAGUUGCAGGCGCUGAGCAUCACAAUGGGGGACUUUGAGAGUAGUGAGAGGCAUGGAGGUAUGCUCGCAGGCAUGUGCCUUGUGCAUACCAUCUGCAUCGAGGAAGAGGAGUUGCAGGCGCUGAGCAUCACAAUGGGGGACUUUGAGGAAGAGGAGUUGCAGGCGCUGAGCAUCACAAUGGGGGACUUUGAGGUGCGUUGGGGUGGUGGCAUAGUGAGAGGCAUGGAGAGUAGUGAGAGGCAUGGAGGUAUGCUCGCAGGCAUGUGCCUUGUGCAUACCAUCUGCAUCGAGGAAGAGGAGUUGCAGGCGCUGAGCAUCACAAUGGGGGACUUUGAGAGUAGUGAGAGGCAUGGAGGUAUGCUCGCAGGCAUGUGCCUUGUGCAUACCAUCUGCAUCGAGGAAGAGGAGUUGCAGGCGCUGAGCAUCACAAUGGGGGACUUUGAGAGUAGUGAGAGGCAUGGAGGUAUGCUCGCAGGCAUGUGCCUUGUGCAUACCAUCUGCAUCGAGGAAGAGGAGUUGCAGGCGCUGAGCAUCACAAUGGGGGACUUUGAGAGUAGUGAGAGGCAUGGAGGUAUGCUCGCAGGCAUGUGCCUUGUGCAUACCAUCUGCAUCGAGGAAGAGGAGCUGCAGGCGCUGAGCAUCACAAUGGGGGACUUUGAGAGUAGUGAGAGGCAUGGAGGUAUGCUCGCAGGCAUGUGCCUUGUGCAUACCAUCUGCCUCGAGGAAGAGGAGUUGCAGGCGCUGAUCAUCACAAUGGGGGACUUUGAGGAAGAGGAGUUGCAGGCGCUGAGCAUCACAAUGGGGGACUUUGAGAGUAGUGAGAGGCAUGGAGGUAUGCUCGCAGGCAUGUGCCUUGUGCAUACCAUCUGCCUCGAGGAAGAGGAGUUGCAGGCGCUGAUCAUCACAAUGGGGGACUUUGAGAGUAGUGAGAGGCAUGGAGGUAUGCUCGCAGGCAUGUGCCUUGUGCAUACCAUCUGCAUCGAGGAAGAGGAGUUGCAGGCGCUGAGCAUCACAAUGGGGGACUUUGAGAGUAGUGAGAGGCAUGGAGGUAUGCUCGCAGGCAUGUGCCUUGUGCAUACCAUCUGCAUCGAGGAAGAGGAGCUGCAGGCGCUGAGCAUCACAAUGGGGGACUUUGAGAGUAGUGAGAGGCAUGGAGGUAUGCUCGCAGGCAUGUGCCUUGUGCAUACCAUCUGCCUCGAGGAAGAGGAGUUGCAGGCGCUGAUCAUCACAAUGGGGGACUUUGAGAGUAGUGAGAGGCAUGGAGGUAUGCUCGCAGGCAUGUGCCUUGUGCAUACCAUCUGCAUCGAGGAAGAGGAGUUGCAGGCGCUGAGCAUCACAAUGGGGGACUUUGAGAGUAGUGAGAGGCAUGGAGGUAUGCUCGCAGGCAUGUGCCUUGUGCAUACCAUCUGCAUCGAGGAAGAGGAGUUGCAGGCGCUGAGCAUCACAAUGGGGGACUUUGAGAGUAGUGAGAGGCAUGGAGGUAUGCUCGCAGGCAUGUGCCUUGUGCAUACCAUCUGCAUCGAGGAAGAGGAGUUGCAGGCGCUGAGCAUCACAAUGGGGGACUUUGAGAGUAGUGAGAGGCAUGGAGGUAUGCUCGCAGGCAUGUGCCUUGUGCAUACCAUCUGCAUCGAGGAAGAGGAGUUGCAGGCGCUGAGCAUCACAAUGGGGGACUUUGAGAGUAGUGAGAGGCAUGGAGGUAUGCUCGCAGGCAUGUGCCUUGUGCAUACCAUCUGCAUCGAGGAAGAGGAGUUGCAGGCGCUGAGCAUCACAAUGGGGGACUUUGAGAGUAGUGAGAGGCAUGGAGGUAUGCUCGCAGGCAUGUGCCUUGUGCAUACCAUCUGCAUCGAGGAAGAGGAGUUGCAGGCGCUGAGCAUCACAAUGGGGGACUUUGAGAGUAGUGAGAGGCAUGGAGGUAUGCUCGCAGGCAUGUGCCUUGUGCAUACCAUCUGCAUCGAGGAAGAGGAGCUGCAGGCGCUGAGCAUCACAAUGGGGGACUUUGAGAGUAGUGAGAGGCAUGGAGGUAUGCUCGCAGGCAUGUGCCUUGUGCAUACCAUCUGCCUCGAGGAAGAGGAGUUGCAGGCGCUGAGCAUCACAAUGGGGGACUUUGAGAGUAGUGAGAGGCAUGGAGGUAUGCUCGCAGGCAUGUGCCUUGUGCAUACCAUCUGCAUCGAGGAAGAGGAGUUGCAGGCGCUGAGCAUCACAAUGGGGGACUUUGAGAGUAGUGAGAGGCAUGGAGGUAUGCUCGCAGGCAUGUGCCUUGUGCAUACCAUCUGCAUCGAGGAAGAGGAGUUGCAGGCGCUGAGCAUCACAAUGGGGGACUUUGAGAGUAGUGAGAGGCAUGGAGGUAUGCUCGCAGGCAUGUGCCUUGUGCAUACCAUCUGCAUCGAGGAAGAGGAGUUGCAGGCGCUGAGCAUCACAAUGGGGGACUUUGAGAGUAGUGAGAGGCAUGGAGGUAUGCUCGCAGGCAUGUGCCUUGUGCAUACCAUCUGCAUCGAGGAAGAGGAGUUGCAGGCGCUGAGCAUCACAAUGGGGGACUUUGAGAGUAGUGAGAGGCAUGGAGGUAUGCUCGCAGGCAUGUGCCUUGUGCAUACCAUCUGCAUCGAGGAAGAGGAGCUGCAGGCGCUGAGCAUCACAAUGGGGGACUUUGAGAGUAGUGAGAGGCAUGGAGGUAUGCUCGCAGGCAUGUGCCUUGUGCAUACCAUCUGCCUCGAGGAAGAGGAGUUGCAGGCGCUGAGCAUCACAAUGGGGGACUUUGAGAGUAGUGAGAGGCAUGGAGGUAUGCUCGCAGGCAUGUGCCUUGUGCAUACCAUCUGCAUCGAGGAAGAGGAGUUGCAGGCGCUGAGCAUCACAAUGGGGGACUUUGAGAGUAGUGAGAGGCAUGGAGGUAUGCUCGCAGGCAUGUGCCUUGUGCAUACCAUCUGCAUCGAGGAAGAGGAGUUGCAGGCGCUGAGCAUCACAAUGGGGGACUUUGAGGAAGAGGAGUUGCAGGCGCUGAGCAUCACAAUGGGGGACUUUGAGGAAGAGGAGCUGCAGGCGCUGAGCAUCACAAUGGGGGACUUUGAGAGUAGUGAGAGGCAUGGAGGUAUGCUCGCAGGCAUGUGCCUUGUGCAUACCAUCUGCCUCGAGGAAGAGGAGUUGCAGGCGCUGAGCAUCACAAUGGGGGACUUUGAGAGUAGUGAGAGGCAUGGAGGUAUGCUCGCAGGCAUGUGCCUUGUGCAUACCAUCUGCAUCGAGGAAGAGGAGUUGCAGGCGCUGAGCAUCACAAUGGGGGACUUUGAGGCAGCAGUGGCGAAGGUGCAACCGAGCGCCAAGAGGGAGGGAUUCACCACCAUCCCCGGAGUCACUUGGGACGACGUGGGGGCUCUGGCAGACGUGAGAGAGGAGCUGGAGUUUUCGAUUUCUCGGCCGAUCAAGUACCCUGAGGAGUAUGAGGCCAUGGGGCUCCGAGCAGCAACAGGCAUCCUCCUCUACGGCCCGCCAGGGUGUGGCAAGACGCUGGUGGCCAAGGCGAUUGCCAACGAUGCUGGGGCGAAUUUCAUAUCCAUCAAGGGACCAGAGCUACUCAACAAGUACGUGGGGGAGAGUGAGCGGUCGGUGAGGCAGCUGUUUGGGCGGGCAAGCUGGUUCAAAGGCACCCCAAAUCUCUCUUCUCUUCCGCGCUCUACUUUUUUUCCUUUCUUCCCUCCUUUCCCUCUUCACCGAUCAGGGACCAGAGCUGCUGAACAA
This is a messenger RNA of Closterium sp. NIES-65, 6837 nucleotides long. The record is from the annotation of a GenBank genome assembly. Lineage: Eukaryota; Viridiplantae; Streptophyta; Zygnematophyceae; Desmidiales; Closteriaceae.